UUUUGAUCGAAGUUGUUAAAAGGGGUAGUAACUACUAACGAAGUAGUAAAUCAUGAUUUCAUUAAUAUUCAUAAAAUUGCUUCUAAUAUUUGUGUCGAGUACAAUAUCACAAAAUACACUGCAAUGGAAUUUGAACAUGACUACACGAAUUGCCGUGCCUUUAGUUCGAGAAUUUUCGGAACCAUGGACGAGUCAUACAAUUCAAAACCAAUUCUCUCAUUAUAAAACUCAUUUUGAAAUAAUAAUUAAACGAGGUACAACAUUCAAUUUAACGGUAGAAACCUCUUCUCAAAUACAAAAUUUGUAUUUUUACUGUCUUGCUGAUUCUCCAUAUGAAACAUUAAACAUAUUGGAUCUUACGGGGAAGGGAAAUUUCACCAAAACAUUAACAGCAAAUUUUGAUUGCGUGCCUAUGAUAUCUGUUUCAAAUAAUGUUCCAGUACGAAUGAUUAUUGAAACCAAAAACUGGUUAUCAUUGCCAAUUUUUGAUUCUAAUGAUGCAUCACUUUUCGAAUCACAAGAAUUUGAGUCUGAAUUUUACAAAAAUGUACAAAUUUAUGGAUUCGUUGAAAAUUAUUACACACAAAUGUUAUUAUCAGUAAAUGAUAUUGAUACUUUAAAGUCGUUAAAGUAUAGUCUAUAUCUUGGUUUGGAAAAUCAGGUUGAUAUAAUAGAGUAUUAUGAUUAUUUAACUGGUUUCAGUCCCUACAGCAGUAAAAAUAUUGUACCAUCAUUGAAAUUAAUUGAUCGAUCAUCAUUAUUUAUACGUUCAGAAAAAUGUGACAAAUACACUUUAAAUCUAAAUACACAUACUUGUCCGGAAACGAAUAUGAACCUUCAUUUUAUAUCUGCUGUUAAUAAUCUAGACAGAUUUUUACAACCCCAAAAAGGAUCUAGUUGGAUUUUAUUGGAAAAGUUUGCUGAAUACUACAACAGAAAAGAAAAUGCUGUUGAUUUUGGAGAAACAUUCAAGUUGUGGAAUGAUAUGUUUGCCACUUUAUAUCAACAAAAAUUUGUAAUGAAAAAUCCAAUGUUACAAUCAGCAUCUCCUUACAAGUAUGAGGAAAUUUCAAAUUAUCAAAAGGGAAUCUAUUUUACAGAAUGGGGAUACGAGGAAAAGUUAAAUUUAUUUAUCAGUCUCUUCGGAUAUGAUGGAACUGAUACGAAUUUACGUGAAUUUCGUAUUCGCCAUAUUCCGUACAAUCAAAUUACAACUGACGAUUCUGUUGAAUUAAUUCCAACUAUUCUUGAACUAUUUCUUGACCUUUACGAUAUAAAUUUAUUGCCGUUUUUAAAAAAAGUCAUCAAAGAUAUUUCAUUAAGUCCCGAAUUGGAACUACGAGUAUUGAAUGGACAUCCUGUAAUGCCUGCCAUUGAUUUUGGUAUAAAUCCUAAAAAUUUGCCAACUAUGAGCUAUGAACGAGAUUUAAGAAAAAUUUCCCCUUUAAUGUUGAUGACAAAAAUGAUGAAAACAUAUUUUAACGUCACGUUUACCAUUGAAUCGACAAUUGAUCUCACAAAUUCUUGUCUAUAUUUGAAUAACGAUUGUCACACUAUUGUUGGAAAACAGGUGAAUGUCAAAUUAUUGUCAGAUGUUUAUUCUGUUUACGUGGUAGAAGAAAUUCUUGGUAAUACGUAUAUCAGUGACGUAACGUAUCAUACCAUUUCACAGACUACGUUUAUUAAUGUUGAAGUAAGAGAAAUUCAAAAAGGCAAAACAUAUUUUCCCUUGAUUCAUUAUAGAUUUGAUGCUCAAGGUUUGGAUAAUAAGGUAUUUUUACAAAUAUUUAUAAAUUACAAGGACAUGAAAUUAUCUUUAAAACAAUUAAGUAAUGCAAUCUAUGAUGAGAAUGAAUAUUUUUCGUUAAACUUAAAACGAAAUGGCUCUACUGUUAUGAAAUAUAAAUUUCCUAAUAAAUCGCAAAAUCAACAAUUGCUCACAAAUGAUGUACUCAAGUUUGAAGUUAAUGAUGAACUACACAUUUACCAUCGCGAACCUAAACGUCUAAAGUUCAAUUUGGAAGGUUAUAAUAAUUCAAUAGCGCAGAAUAAUAUUUUUCUUUUUACAAAUGUUGGUUUGGACAAAAUUUCAAAGAAAAUAGAAAAUUUAAAAUAUUCAUUUGAUGUUUUAGGUUUAGCAUAUUGGAAAUUCUUGCAAAUAAUUAUAAAUUACGAGACUAUGACAAUAGGCUUAGAACAAUUGUUAAAAGAUGCUCAUGUGUAUUUUAAAGGUGAAUUAUAUUUUUCAAUAAGUUUAGAACGAAAUGGUUCUUCCAUUUUUGAAUACAAAAUAAAUGGCACUCAGGAAAAUAAUGAACCGCUUAUAAAUGUAAAACAUAAAUUGAUGGUCAAUGAUAAAAUUCAUUUUUAUCAUGCAGAACCAUUUCGUCUAAUGUUAAAUUCAAAGAAAUAUAAUGAUAUAUUUCAUAAUACUUUUGUCGUUACAAAUGAGGGUUUACUUACAAGUAAUGACUUGAGUAAUAAAAUAACUUCUGCAGAUAUUAAAAGAAUUGAUAAAUUCAAUUCGGAAUACAAUAUUGACUUAAGCUACAAUGCAUUGUAUCAAUAUUAUUUUGCGCAUUAUAUUCGUACAUUGCGUUCUAAUGAUUUGCAAGUUUACAUGCCAUUGAAUUGGCUUUAAAGUCAGAUUAUAAUUAGAUCUAAUGUAAAUUGUUUUCAUAAACUAAAGAAUUUUCUGUAAUUGAGUGUUUUUUAAACAAUAUUAAUAAUUUAAUUGUUAAUUUAUGUUUAACGUGAAUAUGAAAUGUAUAAUUUGAAGUAAAUAUAAAAAUUACGACUCUGUCAAAUUAUUCACACACCAUGGCUGAUUUUUGAAUUUGAUAUUGUGAUUUUGCAAUCCGCAAUUUUAUUAUAUUCUAAUGAAAAUAAAUUUGAAUGUUAAAAUAUUUAAACUCUUAUGUAUCUGCGUUUGUUUUUUGCUAAAAUUUUAUCGUCAUAUCUGAAAAUAACUGGAGCCUUUCAGGAACCAAUGUUAACACUUUCACAGAAAAUUAUUAGGUAUUAAAAUAAGCUGCAACGCUUAUUAUUUUAAUCCAAUUUUGCUUUUUUUAAUGCCUUUUAAUUUUCUGUGUUACAAAGCGCCUACAUCUAGGGUUUCGUGCCUUUUAUAAAUUCUGAACAAAAGUUAUUUGUAUAUUAUAUAAUAAUAAAAUGCUUGGUCUGUCCUUCUGUCCUAACUUGAA
Molecule: messenger RNA, 3203 nt
Organism: Leptopilina boulardi
Lineage: Eukaryota; Metazoa; Arthropoda; Insecta; Hymenoptera; Figitidae
Exons: 2
Coding region: 53-2641 (862 amino acids)
Source: RefSeq, a predicted model, not a curated record